AUGACGGUCACGUCACAAGGCCCGCCGCAGAUUCGGUUCCCACGCACGCUCCGUACUGUCGGGGACCUUUAUCAGCUCUGGCGCCGCGGGUUUGCUAUGAUGCCCGCUAUUGAUCAGUUAGAGAAGCAGUGGGGCUCACAAUGGCGCCUACGUAACGAGAGACAGCUCUUCUCCAUGCGGAAGGUCGUGGUGGACGAGGUCGUACGGCUCGCCGGCGCUAGGGGGUGGCCGGAGGAGGACGCGGUUCAGGAGGUCGGGAAGCAGCGCGUUGAGGGCGGGAACCUCUCUCUAGAUGCAUUGGCAAAGCACCUAAAAGCGACCCGGAAGUUGUAG
This is a messenger RNA of Chaetomium strumarium, 333 nucleotides long. Its product is annotated as transcriptional activator of glycolytic enzymes-domain-containing protein. Gene Ontology annotation, biological process: positive regulation of ribosomal protein gene transcription by RNA polymerase II. Bases 1 to 333 code for a protein of 110 amino acids. Lineage: Eukaryota; Fungi; Ascomycota; Sordariomycetes; Sordariales; Chaetomiaceae. Gene Ontology annotation, molecular function: RNA polymerase II cis-regulatory region sequence-specific DNA binding; DNA-binding transcription factor activity, RNA polymerase II-specific. The record is from RefSeq and is a predicted model, not a curated record. The transcript has a single exon.